GCGCGCCUGCGCGAGGACGAGGGCUGCCCGGUGCCGCCCGAGCGCCCCCUGCCCCGCCGCGCCUUCGCGCGCCAGCUCUGGCUGCUCUUCGAGUUCCCCGAGAGCUCGCAGGCCGCGCGCGUGCUCGCCGUCGUCUCAGUGCUCGUCAUCCUCGUUUCCAUCGUCGUCUUCUGCCUCGAGACACUGCCCGACUUCCGCGAUGACCGCGACACCUCCGGGCUGGCUGCGGUGGCCGCCGCUGGCCCGCUGGCCGCUCGGCUGAAUGGCUCCAGCCCCGUGCCCGGACCUCCGCCCCGCCUGCCCUUUGACGACCCCUUCUUUGUGGUGGAGACGCUGUGCAUCUGCUGGUUCUCCUUCGAGCUGCUCGUGCGCCUGGUGGCCUGCCCGAGCAAGGCCAUCUUCUUCAAGAACGUGAUGAACCUCAUCGAUUUUGUGGCCAUCCUGCCCUAUUUUGUGGCACUAGGCACUGAGCUGGCCCGGCAGCGGGGGGUAGGCCAACCAGCCAUGUCGCUGGCCAUCUUGCGGGUCAUCCGGUUGGUGCGUGUCUUCCGCAUCUUCAAGCUGUCGCGGCACUCGAAGGGCCUGCAGAUCUUGGGCCAGACGCUCCGGGCCUCCAUGCGUGAGCUGGGGCUCCUCAUCUUCUUCCUCUUCAUCGGGGUGGUCCUCUUUUCCAGCGCAGUCUACUUUGCCGAAGUUGACCGGGCAGACUCCCAUUUUACCAGCAUCCCCGAGUCCUUCUGGUGGGCAGUGGUGACCAUGACCACGGUGGGCUAUGGAGACAUGGCGCCCGUCACUGUGGGCGGCAAGAUCGUGGGCUCGCUAUGCGCCAUCGCUGGCGUGCUCACCAUUUCCCUGCCCGUGCCGGUCAUCGUCUCCAACUUCAGCUACUUCUACCACCGCGAGACAGAAGGCGAAGAGGCGGGCAUGUACAGCCAUGUGGACACGCAGCCCUGUGGCACCGUGGAGGGCAAGGCCAACGGGGGGUUGGUGGAUGGAGAGGUGCCCGAACUGCCACCUCCACUGUGGGCCCCCCCGGGGAAACACCUGGUCACUGAAGUGUGAG
This is a messenger RNA of Tupaia belangeri chinensis (Chinese tree shrew), 1063 nucleotides long. It is a transcript of the gene KCNA7, whose product is annotated as potassium voltage-gated channel subfamily A member 7. The record is from RefSeq and is a predicted model, not a curated record. Gene Ontology annotation, molecular function: delayed rectifier potassium channel activity. The annotation marks the transcript as partial. Gene Ontology annotation, biological process: action potential; potassium ion transmembrane transport. NCBI's taxonomy places the organism in Eukaryota, Metazoa, Chordata, Mammalia, Scandentia, Tupaiidae. Gene Ontology annotation, cellular component: voltage-gated potassium channel complex; membrane. The transcript has 2 exons.